UGUUAAUUACCCUUUUCAUUUCUGAUCAUGCUGGUUUUUAGUUUACAUAUUAGAUUAUUGUAAAUCUUUUUUAGUUUUAGGUAAUAAUAUAAUUACAUUUUUGGAGAUCAAUAAUUAUUUCAUUGUUGAAGAGAAACGAUUAGAGGACAUAAUUUAAAGCAUAUCUGGCCCGUCUUUAAAAAUAGCAAUUGACGCAUUGUGCUUUCCACUGAACAAAAGUUGAGUGAUAUCAUCUGGUUUAAAAAAAUGGAGGUUCAAUACAUGAGCCUUAAGGAAGAUGCAGAAGUUCUUAUAAACGAAGUUAGUUAUGCUGUGAAGAACAUUUCUAUAUCUUCUUCACUUCCUUCAUCUGAUAAUUGUGUAUUCUUAAAUAUUGAAACAAAAGAAAAUGCCUUAUUUACAGUUCGCUUAUCGCCUCAAGGUUUUCAAGUUGUUAGUCAUGCUUUAGACAAAGAUGAAAAUGGAUCUACAACAUAUCCAAGAGUAUACGAAACAGUUUAUUCGCUGCUUGAAAAUAUUAGUGAAAGUUAUGUAACUGUUUUUGGAAAUGCGCUAUCGGUAAAGUUAAACGCUCUAAAAGAUUUGCAAGAAAAAAAUGCUGAAUAAGUAUCUUUAUUGUUUAAGUUUUAGUUCAAAAUGCAUCCACCAGAAAGCAGAAAAUUAGAUGCACCAGAAAGUGAGCAAUUGAUAACACAACGCAACGAUCCAAAUGUUUAGAGUGAUUAGUCUGAAAUAUAAUGGAUGACAUUGAAAGUAUUUUGUGUUGGCUUGCACUUGUUGUAUUUACAGCGUGUCUUGUUAAAAAAUCUACUUCUGGUAUAUUUUAUAACGGCUCAGAGUCUCUCAAUGGAAAAGUAAUCAUUAUUACUGGUGCAAAUUCUGGUAUUGGUUUUGAAACAGCUUUAGAACUUUGCAAACGUGGUGCUAAAGUAAUUCUUGCAUGUCGAAAUGAAGCGCGUGGUUUAAAUGCUGUGCAUAGCAUAAAACUGGCCUUCAAAUGCGCUAACGUUGAGUAUAUGCCGUUGGACUUAUCGUCGUAUAAAUCUAUUAGAGGUUUUGUGAUAUUAUUUAAAAGAAAACACGGCUAUCUAAAUAUACUUAUCAAUAAUGCUGGAAUUAUAUUUGUACCUCAUAUUUUUUCAAAAGAAGGAAUUGAGUUAAACUUUGCUGUGAAUCAUCUGGGACAUUUUCUAUUAACGCUCUUAUUAUUGCCAAUGCUUAAAUCUAGCAAUACGCAUUCGCGAAUAAUACUGAUUUCUUCUCUUACGUACAUUUUCAGUAAUAUACAGUUGGGAGAUUUAAAUUUCACGUCACGACCGUAUAACUCUCUGCAAGCUUACGCUGAUAGCAAAUGUGCCAGCCUUGCAACUUUUCUUAAUUUGGCUAAGAAGUUUAAAUUUGACGAUGUUUCUAUUUCUUGCGUCGAUCCGGGUAUAAUAUUCUCAAACAUUGGAAGAGACGCUUGGUUUAUGAGUAGCUUUUUUUAUCAAGUGUUAUGCAGACCAUUUACUUGGUUGGCAUUUAAGGGAACAUGCGCUGGUGCUCAAACUACCAUUUAUUGCGCUUGUUCAAAAGAUGUAGAAACAAAGAAAGCAGGGUUUUACUCUGAAUGUGAACGGAGGAUUCCAUGGCCAAUAGUCUUUGAUGAGAACUUAUGUGAUAGUUUAUGGAAAAAAAGUUUUGAAAUGUUGGAUUUAACUGAAGUUGAAUUAGCGUCGAUUUCUGAGCAAAUCGACUUAUAAAAUUUGUUUCCUUUUUUUUUUGUCCAAUAUUUUAGCCAUCAAAAGGAGAGUAAAUAAAAAUGUUUUAUUCACAAUAUUUGCAGUACGCCUACAAAAAAGUUUCAGUUGAUUUCAUGUUUUUAUAGGCAAACAAA
Molecule: messenger RNA, 1876 nt
Organism: Hydra vulgaris (swiftwater hydra)
Lineage: Eukaryota; Metazoa; Cnidaria; Hydrozoa; Anthoathecata; Hydridae
Source: RefSeq, a predicted model, not a curated record